Molecule: messenger RNA, 1809 nt
Organism: Cucurbitaria berberidis CBS 394.84
Lineage: Eukaryota; Fungi; Ascomycota; Dothideomycetes; Pleosporales; Cucurbitariaceae
Exons: 3
Coding region: 1-1809 (602 amino acids)
Source: RefSeq, a predicted model, not a curated record
AUGAGUGGAGUCGAGAUAGCUGGGCUAGCACUAGCUGUAUUACCUAUUUUGAUUGCUGCCGCUGAGCACGCGAAGUCAAGACGACUGGAGCCAAGACGAGCAGAGUUUAUGGAGAACCUGGCCUUUGAGAUCACUCUUCUACAUAUGAGCUUGACGAGACUUGCGAAAGGCCUGUCAGAGCUCUCUGACGAGCUGCGAGAAAAGCUAUCGUCGCCGCAGGCCUCACAGGACUUGGAGGAAAGCUGGAAGUCGACCGAGGUAGUGCAUGCGCUCAAGAAGCGCCUGGGUUCAGGACACGAGACUUUUGUUGUCACAGUCGGGGCAAUUUUGGCGUGUCUUGAGAAGUUACUCGAGAAGAAGUCGUUGGGCUUGUCCAACGAAGAAACGACAUUCGCAGAACAGACGUACGCGAAACUUGACGCGAUCCGCCACAGAACCUCAUCAACACCUAUCAACGCUUUGAGCCAUCGGGUGCGAUUCGCCAUCCACGAAGCGAAAAAGUACGGUCAGAUUCUGACCAAGAUCAAAGAAAACAAUGAACGCCUGGAGAAAAUCGUCCUGUGGGCAGCAGACACAGUGUUUGCAACGCCGGAACUACCUAAGAAUAGCCGACCCGUUGGCAGUCCUCAUAUUCAGCUGCGUCCUCUGAUGCAUACUCUGCAUGCAGCUCUUGGAGGGCUGUGGCCGUGCGAUUGCCCUGGAAAGCAUGAAGCUCGUCUUUGUCUGCUACAACACCGAGACCAGCGCCGAGACUCCAUGACCACUGAUACCGGAGAGGGGGACAAUGUGUACUUCAAUAUGCUUAUGUCACUCCGUAGUGCAGAAAACGAACCAUAUUGUCGCUGGCUCGAAAGUCAACUAUGUAUCGCUCUGCAAGAGGACAUAGCACCGCAACCAACAAGAGGCGUUCGUUUCGAAUUAGACACGACUUCAUCUCCAAUUGCCUCUGGAGGUGGCAUUGAGAUGAUCACAAUCUCGACUGGGAAUACCGAGGCUGCGCUUCCACGACGACGACGAGCAUCCACGGCAACUAGAAGGAAAAUUGAAAAACUCUGCCAUACACUACUGCAGGCCGAGCGCAACCUGUGCUCCCCACAAAUCCUGUUCGAUGGGGGUUGUCUGUGGCAUGUAACUAGUAAGCAGACAUCGCGCAGGUCUUCGCGGACACUGAGUGUCCAGGGCAGCGAAGUAGACACUUCCCUUGCAUCACUCCUACGAGGCGAAAGGAAGUUCAGGCCAAAGGAGAAGCGUAUAUUAUCCGUCAUACUCGCCAACUCCCUACUCCACUUUUGCGAGAGCCCUUGGCUGAGCAAAGAGUGGAGCAAAGAGCACAUCUCGUUCUUCUCAACUGCAGAAAAGGGAGGCUUGGACAUUCAUCGACCCUAUUUGUCGACUAACUUCCAGGCCAUGGUCGCCGAGGUUGAGCCUGAUACCUUCUACCGGAUACAUGCAAACCCUAGUGUCCUAGCGCUAGGAAUCCUCCUCCUAGAGAUCGAGCUAGAUUCACCAAUCGAACGUGAACGCGGAGUCCAGGACCUCGAUGAGCACGGAAAGCCCAACGUCAACACUGAUUACUUCGCGGCGCUCAGGUUAUUCGAAGGCAUAGCUGACGAUAUCUAUCAAAACCAUCGGCAGGCAGUCUCCGCGUGUUUAAAUUGCGACUUCUAUGAUGAGGAGACUAUGGAACCAAGCUUGGACAAUCCCGAAUUUCGGCAAGCAGUCUACAAUAAUAUCGUGAGACCACUGGAACAGGAACUUUACAGUGCCUACGACCUCACGCCAGAUGACUUGGGCCUCAACCUGGUGUAG